AUGGCAAUUGCGAAGGAGGAAGAAGGCUUUAUGGCACAAGCACUCAGGCAGAUCAAGAUCUCCAAGCUUCUUGAACCCCCUGAUCACCUUGGCUACCUCACCUUGCUUGAAGUGAUGGGCAUCCUGGGAGGCACCAUUUUCCCUUCUGAGGUCUUAACGCAGCAUUUAGAUCAUCAGAAAAAAAGGACCAUCCCGGCUCCUCGGGAUGCGGAGCGUUCGUCUUCCGAACCGUCAUUCCCUCCUUGGACUAAAAUGCUGCCUUUGGAUUCCUCUUUGAACUGCUUGUUUUCCUCACGCUCUUCUUUACAAACAUCCUUCCCAAAUCUGGAUGGCGCCCUGCUCCUGAAGGCAGAUGGAAAUGAAGAAGCCCGGAGUUGCGCUGUGGUGCUGGAGCCCUUAACUCUGAACCAGAGGCACUUCGAAGGGACAGUCACGAUACAUCUUAAAGGCACCAUGACAGACUGGAAGUCAGCGCACAUUAGAAAUCUUCACACGGAGAGCUGGACACUCCGGAGUAAGCCGAUGGGAUCUUCAGCUCGAGAGAUUUCUUGGUUCCAGCAGUUUGUAAGAUAUAUUCUGUCUCAAGGACUUCAUAUGGUGGCUGAAGUGACAUUUUCAUCCGGAGCUCAUUCUCCUUGUACGGGGGUUUUCUCCCCCAUCUCUGGCACCACUGCACUUCUUUCCCUGCUCUUUGCUGAACAAGUGACAGAAGCUGAAGGGUCCCUCCUUCAGACACUUGCGGCAGAGAACAUGUCCGAGGAGGAGGAUUUUUGUCUGCCAGAUGUUGUGAGCAGCGUGCUACGUCAAGUUAUGGAGGACUCUGACGAAGACCAUCAAGCAAGUCCUGAGAGUUUAUGUCCAGGAUGGGUCCAGCAGGAGCUCACCUGUGCUCAAAACUGGUGUCCUGCAGUUCUUGAAGAUUGGUACAAUGUGUCAAACCUUUGCGGGCCAAGCUCACGCUUGAUGGAAUCAUUCAGGAUGCUGCAAGCAAGUUCUGCUAAAAACGAAGAGGAAACCCCAACAUCAGAAGCGGAGCUGAGACAGUCCCUAGCAGAGUUUUACCAGAAAAAAAUUUCUGAGCGGACAGUUUCAUCUCACCCCCGAGAUCAGAAAAAGAGAGCCGGGGUUCCCCGGACACCCAUUAGGCAGAAGAUGAAAACCAUGCCCCGUUCUCUUCAGAUGCUCAAUGCUGCCAUGUUCAACGUGAAAGCUCAGAAACACCAGCCGGAUGGAGAGCUGCCAGCGCAUAAAAAGCCACACCAAAGGCUGCUCUCCAGAAGAUUGGAUGGCAAAGGGGAAAGAAACGGAAGGAAACGGAAAAGCAAGAUAGACUUCAGUACCGAAGAUGAAAUGCUUUCUUACCUCAAUGCAAACUACCAGAACGCUAUGAUGGAUGGAGAAAAUUUGUUUGCUCGUUCCCAAGAUAUGGUGACAGCUGUUAAUGCGUUUCAGAACUCCAGUGAGGCAACUUGUCUAGACACGAUCCAAAGACGUCUCCUGAAACCCCCCAACACUCUUCGUCAACAACUUGCCACUGAUCCUGAUAAAGAAAUCAAAAUCAAAGAGUGCCGACUUCAAGUGUAUUUGCGCCUGGAGAUGUGCCUGCUACAUCCUUCUUUGCAAAAUAAAACAGACAGAAUGGAGCAGCUUGUUCAAGAGAUGACGGAGUUACUUAGGAUGUUGUGUUUGACUAAAGAUCCAGGAUACCUCAGCAGUUUUUUGGAAGAAGUUGUAGAUAUAUAUCUGGAAUCUAUGCCCAAGACUCUUGGUGAUUUGUACUACAGCCUAGGAACGGAGAUUCCCGCUAAGUUAGCUUCCGUCCUCCCAACGGAUUUCUUUAGUGAUGAUUCCAUCACUGAGGAGACACAGAUUCCGUCCCUUCCUGCCUCUGCUACCUCUCUUCCACUUUCUAAAGCAGCUUCUUUAAGCGCCGAAGGAGACGAGCUGGAAGCACUGCGCACCCGAUCUGCCAAGAAACGAAGUGACAAAGGUGAGAAGAAAUCUUUUCAAUGAAGAAACUCUACCUCUGGGGAAAAGUUCUCUACCAAAGAUGGCUCGGAGCCAGUCAGUUUCCAUUUUAGAAGAUCAAAAACAUAAACGCAGCAGAUCUAAGGAAGAUAUUAGAGCUCAUCACAAGCUAUUGACCAAAAGCGUGGCAGAAACCCCUUUGCACAAGCAGAUGUCCAAGAGGCUGCUGCAGCGGCAGAUUACAGGACGGUGUUCGGAUCCUGGGUCUGAUGUUGGCAUUGUAGAAGAAUCUCCUGAAAAAACCAUAACCUAUGGUUUAAGAAGAAGUCCGCGGAUCAAGCAACUGAUGCAGGAUAAAUUUCUUUCCAGCAACAUCCACUCUGUAGAGCCAAACAAGGGGAACACAGCACAAGUGCAUUCUGCACAGCUAGAAGAACCAGGUCUGGCUUCACCUCCCGCAAAAGCCCCCCAAUCUCCAAAGAGUAUACUUUUUGGAGAAGUUUGGGGCGGAUUUAGUUUGGGGAGAACAAGCUGUCCCCAAACGAGAAGAAAACAACUCACCUUUGAUGAGCCUGUUCCUCAGGCACCCGGGAAGAGUUCUUUUCAGUCUUCCCAGGAGCUCUUAAAUCCCAAAGAUUUAAGCACGCUGAGAAGAUCUCCUCGGAUUCAAGAAAAGGCACGGCGGACUCCCCAGAAAACUCCAGCCCUUAAAAACUCGGUGGCCAAAUGUUUGGGAAAUCUUUUCUCCCCUCCGAGGCAGAAGAGCAAGUCCUUACCUGCAUCCACUGGAAAUCAGGAACCCUGCCUGCCUUGGAUUGCCGAGAAGAAAAAUGGGCGUCCUUCCUCACCCAAAGCAGCAGGACUCCAAACCCCAGAGAAGGCACCGCUCUCUGACAUGCUGGAUGAUGUGUUCGCUUUGCCUGCGGAGGGUCCCGAUUCACCCAUCGCCCUGUCGCCUCCUUCAUCCCCAUUUGUCCUUCGGGGGAAAUCGUGCUCAGAACUGCAGUCCUCCAAGCAUUCCUUGAGAAUCGCCCCCCACAGAAUCCCUACAGUUUGCUCUGAGAACUGGACUUUUGAGUCGCGAAGGAAUACCUGUCCUGAGCCAGUCUCAUCUGUGGACUUCCCCCCUCUGUUGCCAGAAGCAUCAUCUGCAGCUUUCAAAGACACACACCCAGAACUGGGUUUGACACACAUUCAGAAGAGUCCAAACAUUAGGACUGUUUCUGAAUCCGCUUUGGAGAUUCGUUCGGCUUUCCAGUUUGAUGGCAUCUCUCCGUCCUGUAAUGGGUCUGCAAAAGCUGCGAGCCCUUGCACGCUCUCUCCAACUGGGGAAAAGCUAGGAAGAAACUCUUGUAGUCCCCAAGAAACACAGAGUGUCAGAAAGACCUCCCCCAUAAAAGCCCUCGGCUCCCCUCCUUCCUUGCCCAGAGAGGAGCAUCCCUCUAAGGGCAGCAGAAGUCUUGUUGCUGAGACCAGCCCAUUCAUUAAACCAGAAGAGGACGCUUCAUUGGAUCAGAGACCUGAACCAAUAAGUAAAAUAAUAAGUCCGAGUAAGAGGAAAGGUUUAGAGAGAUGCCUGUCCCCUUCCAAUAACCCCAUGCGCUUUACGCAUGCUGUAGUAUUGUGCGAAAAACUGGAACUCAGCAAGUCUCUUUCAGAUGGUUCUCUUGUCGAUCCGGGCUGUAGCAGUAGCAUUUCUUCAGAAGAGGACUCUGCGGGUGGGCCCCCUCCGCUCUUCUCAAGUCCUCCCAGACAAGAGCGGGACUCCCCGCUUGCAAUCUCAAAGCCCGGAUCUGGUGCUUACGCGUUGCGCUGCACUGCCGACAGAAGGCAACGGGAAGCUGCCGCACGGCUGGAGAAGGAGGAGAAGACGGCCAGCUCUAAAGCUCUCGGGGCCACAGCUACGCCGCUGACCUAUGAGGUCGAGCUUGAAAUGCAAGCUUCCGGCCUGCCGAAGCUCCGUAUCAGGAAAGUCGCUUCCAAGGCCAUGCAGCGGCCUCUCGAUUUGUGCGACAAACUCAAGGGGGAGGAAAAUGAUCGCGCUGUGGGGGAUGUUUCAGUGGCCUGGUGCAGUAAGCACCCGGAGAAAUUGGAACCCGUCUCCAUCUCGCCGUCCUGCAUUCGCUCCGCCCACAACACCCCUGGGAAGUUUGGGAUGGGCGGGCAGACUUACAUAUGCCAUUCCUAUUCCCCCUGUACCUCCUCUACAACUUCCCCCUCCCAGGGCAGCGCUGGCGUCCCUUGGACCCCGUCUCCCAAACGUAAAGGGAAGGUAACCCCCGAGGCCAUCAAAGAUUGGCCACGAAGGAAAAGGGCCGCGGUGGGCUGCAGCAGAAGCGAAAGGCCGGCCGAAGCCGUUGGGGAAGAGGCAGCCCCACCUCCUGGGGGCAAGGAAGCGUUCGAACUCUUGAGUAGCCGAAAGGUUCGGCUCCUGGGAGACCCGGAACUUGACGGAAUUGACAAGCUUCAAGAUCCGUCCCUUGGCAGCGAUACAGAAGGCCAUAAGGAUGAGAACAUCUACAGAGACACUCUGGUGCUAGAGUCUAGAAAAAGGGCUCAGGAGAAGAGAGCAUGGGGUGAGGAGGCCAGCCAGGAAACGAAAAGGCCAUGCCUAAUAAAAGAGAGCCCCGGAGCAGCUGCCUACUCAACCGAACUGCUGAGUACAGGAGAACAGCCCGUAUCCUCAAAGUCGACAAUCUUGGAGGACAUCUUCAACUUCUCAGCUCCAGAUACGACUCCACCCAAAUCUUCAGGAAACAGCAUGAUCUCUGCUAGUGGCCUUUGGGCCCUGGAACAGUCCCCGCUCCUCUACAAGGGCCCUCCUGCAACCCAGAAGAAGUGCCCAAAAGGGGAAGACCCGGAUACAUUUGGAGCUGCAUACGAGGACUUCUCUCUUUUCCGCAGCACGCCAUCCAGAAAGAGGUCCAUUACCAGGACUUACUCACGGAAAAGGCCACUCUCCUGA
Thamnophis sirtalis is the source of this 4933-nucleotide messenger RNA. NCBI's taxonomy places the organism in Eukaryota, Metazoa, Chordata, Lepidosauria, Squamata, Natricidae. The record is from RefSeq and is a predicted model, not a curated record.